Pseudophryne corroboree (corroboree frog) is the source of this 2376-nucleotide messenger RNA. Its product is annotated as extracellular calcium-sensing receptor-like. The transcript has 5 exons. Gene Ontology annotation, molecular function: G protein-coupled receptor activity. Gene Ontology annotation, biological process: G protein-coupled receptor signaling pathway. Gene Ontology annotation, cellular component: plasma membrane. NCBI's taxonomy places the organism in Eukaryota, Metazoa, Chordata, Amphibia, Anura, Myobatrachidae. Bases 28 to 2376 code for a protein of 782 amino acids. The record is from RefSeq and is a predicted model, not a curated record.
AUAAGGUAUUAUCGCUACCUCCUGGCUAUGGUGUAUGCUAUAUUGGAAAUUAACAAGUCACCAGAUAUUCUACCAAAUAUCACACUGGGAUUUAAAUUGUAUGAUACUUGUUACAAUGAAGUUAGAUCAUUGCUGGGGACAACUUUGAUCUUGUCAGGGGGAAAACAGACAGUGCCAAAUUUCAACUGUGACAUGGAGAGCAUACCGGCUGCUAUAGUUGGUGACAUGACUUCUAAAGCCUCAAUACCAAUAGCCAGAAUUCUUGGACUGUACAGAUUUCCUCAGAUAAGUUAUGCUGCAGCACACCCAAUUCUCAGUGAUAAGUUACAGUUCCCAUCGUUCCUUAGAACCAUAGCUGAUGAUGACUAUGAGAUAGUAGGAAUUGCAAAAGUGGUGAGUCACUUUAACUGGACUUGGGUGGGGAUCAUAAGCUCUGAUAAUGAAUUGGGACUUUCAGGUUCUCAAUUGCUAAUCAAGGAGGUUGAACGCAAUGGAGGCUGCAUUGCAUUCCUUGAAAUUCUGCCUAUCUUCAGUUCAAUGGAGUCAGUUUUUCGCAUUAUAGAUGUCAUCAAGAAAUCAAAAGCCACAGUUAUAAUGGUGUAUUCCACUAUGGAGAACCUUAUUCCCCUUAUGGAAGAGGCCUCAUUUCACAAAAUUGUAGAUAAAGUGUGGAUUGGUGGUGGCAGCUGGUCCAUCACUUCUGACUUUCCAAGAAAGGACAUUUUGACCACUUUAAAUGGCAGUCUAGGUUUGUCACCUCCAAGUGGAAAAAUUCCUGGAUUUAAAGAAUUUCUUUACAGUAUCCAUCCAUCUAAAUAUCCAGAUGACUUCUUAAUGAAAACUUUUUGGCAAAAUGCCUUUGGUUGUGUUUGGCCAACAGAAGCUCCUUAUAAUUUCACAUUUUCAAACACUUAUGAAGACCAAACCCUUUGGUGCACAGGGAAAGAGAAACUAGAAAGUAUUGAUCCAAAUGUAUAUAAUGUGAACACAUUCGUAUACACAUACAAAAUUCACAAUGCAGUUUUUGCCAUUGCUCAUGCUUUGCAUGAAAUGCAUUCCUGUUUACCAGGCAAAGGACCCUUUCUCAAUGGUACCUGUGCUGAUAUGUUUAACUAUCAACAUUGGCAGCUACUUCAGUACAUUAAAAAAGUCAAAUUCCUCAAUAGUGCAGGGGAACAAGUAUUCUUUGAUAAGAAUGGAGAUAUACUCCCUUUCAUGGAUAUCCUUAACUGGCAGCUCUAUGACAAGGGCAGAAAUCAGUAUGUCCAUAUAGGCAGCUUUGAUGGACAUGCCCCAAAAGGGCAUGAACUACAGAUGGAAGAAGGAAAGAUUGUCUGGAAUGGACACCAUUAUCCCCCAAAUUCUGUCUGUAGCAAUCCUUGUCCAAAAGGCUUUAGAAAAUCUACAGGUCAAGGAAAAAAGAUAUGUUGUUUUGAUUGUGUUCCAUGCUCUGAAGGAGAGAUCCUCAACCCAAAUGAUAGCACUGAAUGUCUGAAAUGUCCAGAAGAUCAGUGGCCAAAUACAUCAAAAGACAAAUGUGUGCCAAAACUCAUUCAGUUUCUUGCUUAUAAUGAUGUCUUGGGUUCCUCAAUGGCAUUCAUAGCAAUCCUUUGCUCUGUACUCACUUUUUCUGUGCUUUGUUUGUUUAUUUUUAAACAUAAAACACCCAUAGUUAAAGCCAACAACAGAGAACUUAGUUAUAUUCUUCUGGUUUCCAUUAUGUUCUGCUUCCUGUGCUCCUUAGUAUUCAUUGGAAGACCCAACAUGUUAACCUGCAUGCUACGCCAAGUGGUAUUUGGAAUUAUUUUCUCCAUUUGUCUGUCAGCAGUACUAGCCAAGACUAUCACAGUCAUAAUGGUAUUCAGUGCUACAAAUUCAGAUAGUAAAAUAAAAAGACUUGUUGGUUUGCGAAUUCCUAUAUACAUUGUUCCUUUAUGUACUUUAAUCCAGUUAGUCCUGUGUUUAACAUGGAUGUGUAGUUCUGCUCCUUUUGAAGAAAUCAAUAUGGUGGCAGAGAUUGGGACUAUAAUUAUUGAAUGUAAUGAAGGAUCAAAAGUAUUAUUUGCCUGUGUUUUGGGCUACAUGGGACUCUUGGCAUCUCUCAGCCUCCUUGUUGCAUUUCUAGCCAGGAAUCUCCCCAACACUUUCAAUGAAGCCAAGUUUAUCACUUUCAGCAUGUUAGUGUUUGCUAGUGUCUGGAUUACAUUUAUCCCAGCUUAUCUAAGCACCAAAGGAAAACACAUGGUCGCAGUGGAGAUAUUUGCCAUCAUAUCUUCUAGUGCUGGGCUACUUGUUUGCAUAUUCUUUCCUAAAUGUUACAUCAUUUUAAUGAAGCCUGAAAUGAACAAUAAGAGAUAUAUAACAGGGAGAAAAUGA